AUGACCGUGGCCACCGGAGAGCCGGCGGACGAGGCCGCGGCCCUCCCGGGGCACCCGCAGGACACCUACGACCCCGAGGCCGACCACGAGUGCUGCGAGCGCGUGGUCAUCAACAUCUCGGGGCUGCGCUUCGAGACGCAGCUGAAGACCCUGGCCCAGUUCCCCGAGACCCUCCUGGGCGACCCCAAGAAGCGGAUGCGCUACUUCGACCCGCUGCGCAACGAGUACUUCUUCGACCGCAACCGGCCCAGCUUCGACGCCAUCCUCUACUACUACCAGUCCGGCGGCCGCCUGCGCCGCCCCGUCAACGUGCCGCUGGACAUCUUCUCGGAGGAGAUCCGCUUCUACGAGCUGGGCGAGGAGGCCAUGGAGAUGUUCCGGGAGGACGAGGGCUACAUCAAGGAGGAGGAGCGGCCGCUGCCCGAGAACGAGUUCCAGCGGCAGGUGUGGCUGCUCUUUGAGUACCCGGAGAGCUCGGGGCCCGCGCGGAUCAUCGCCAUCGUGUCCGUCAUGGUCAUCCUCAUCUCCAUCGUCAGCUUCUGCCUGGAGACGCUGCCCAUCUUCCGGGACGAGAACGAGGACAUGCACGGCGGCGGGGUCGUGACCUUCCACGCCUACGCCAACAGCACCGUGGGCUACCAGCCGUCCACCUCCUUCACCGACCCCUUCUUCAUCGUGGAGACGCUGUGCAUCAUCUGGUUCUCCUUCGAGUUCCUGGUGCGCUUCUUCGCCUGCCCCAGCAAGGCCGGCUUCUUCACCAACAUCAUGAACAUCAUCGACAUCGUGGCCAUCAUCCCCUACUUCAUCACGCUGGGCACGGAGCUGGCCGAGAAGCCCGAGGACGCCCAGCAGGGCCAGCAGGCCAUGUCGCUGGCCAUCCUCCGCGUCAUCCGGCUGGUAAGAGUCUUUCGGAUCUUCAAGCUGUCCCGCCACUCCAAGGGGCUGCAGAUCCUAGGGCAGACCCUCAAGGCCAGCAUGCGGGAGCUGGGCCUGCUCAUCUUCUUCCUCUUCAUCGGGGUCAUCCUGUUCUCUAGCGCCGUGUAUUUCGCGGAGGCCGAUGAGAAAGAAUCCCAGUUCCCCAGCAUCCCCGACGCCUUCUGGUGGGCCGUGGUCUCCAUGACCACCGUGGGCUACGGGGACAUGGUCCCCACGACCAUCGGGGGCAAGAUCGUGGGCUCGCUGUGCGCCAUCGCGGGCGUGCUCACCAUCGCCUUACCGGUCCCCGUCAUCGUGUCCAACUUCAACUACUUCUACCACCGGGAGACGGAGGGGGAGGAGCAGGCCCAGUACUUGCAAGUGACGAGCUGCCCCAAGAUCCCGUCCUCCCCUGACCUAAAGAAAAGCAGGAGUGCCUCCACCAUCAGUAAGUCCGACUACAUGGAGAUCCAGGAGGGGGUGAACAACAGCAACGAGGACUUUAGGGAGGAAAACUUGAAAACGGCCAACUGCACGCUGGCCAACACAAACUAUGUGAACAUCACCAAGAUGCUAACCGAUGUCUGA
Pipistrellus nathusii (Nathusius's pipistrelle) is the source of this 1503-nucleotide messenger RNA. The record is from the annotation of a GenBank genome assembly. Lineage: Eukaryota; Metazoa; Chordata; Mammalia; Chiroptera; Vespertilionidae.